CCCCUUCUCCUGCACAUUCAGGCCUGGCUGUCUCUAUUUACAUAGACUAUCACCCCCUGAGGGGCACAUUACACUUUGUGCAGAAGGGGAGGGGGGCAGUUGUUUUUUCGCAGAAUGAUCCGUAACUUGAUAAGCUGCAGGGCCUCACAUUGGGCAAGGCUCUCUAUUUCUCUUCGUACCUACCACUCUCCCUCUCCCCUUCCACGCCAGCCAAUACCUGAUCUCUCCAGGACCCUCCGGUAUUACCUGCGCUCCCUUAAGCCUCUCGUCAGUGAUGACGAGUUAGAGAGUACACAAGAACUAGUAGACGAAUUCCUGCGUCCAGGAGGGCAGGGAGAGGAACUUCAGCGACAGCUGAGGAAGAGAGCCGAACGCACCGACAAUUGGAUGACGGACUGGAGACAGCAGUAUAUAUACCUAGAAAACCACCUCCCUCUUCCUGUGCAUUCUAGUCCGGCUGUUAUCUUACCACAGAGGGAAUACAGAGACUGGAAAGGGCAUCUACGGUUUGCAGCAAAAUUAAUCUCUGGAGUGCUUGAUUUCAAAGCAAAACUUGACAGUCCAGAAGGUCUUUCAGAAUUAUGGAGAGGACAUAGUCUCUGUCCAGAGCAAUAUUACAACUUCUUUGGGUCAUGUAGAGAGCCUGGAACCAAAAGAGACCGCGUGCUACUGCACUCACGGCACAAAUCUUCGUCCCAUCAUGUGACGGUCUGCAGAAACUUUCAGUUCUUCCAGAUAGAUGUGUAUAACAGUGACGGAUCCCCUCUUACGGAGAAUCAGAUUCACCAGCAGCUGCUGUUCUUGCGCGCUCACUCACACAAGACCGACAAGGUGCCAGUGGGUGUCCUCACCACUGACCAUCGAAAUAGCUGGGGACGGGCGUACGGCACCCUCAUCCGGGAUCGGCUAAACAGGGAGUCUGUGCACAACAUCCAGCAUAGCCUCUUUACUCUGUGCCUUGAUGCCACCGCGCUGAGGUACUCAGAGGAACUGUACAGCAGCCGGACAGCCGCGCAGAUGCUACACGGCGGUGGUAGCCAUGCUAACAGUGGCAACCGCUGGUUUGACAAAACUCUUCAGUUUGUGGUAGGGGAGGAUGGGACCUGCGGCCUGAUAUACGAUCAAGCAACGGCCGAUGCCUCAGCGGUGUUGACGAUGCUGCGUCAUGUUCUGGAUUAUUGCUCCAGGGACCCCUCUCUGCAGCCACCACGGUCCCCCAUAACUCGUCUGCCACCCCCAUUAAAGCUCUACUUCAACUUCCCCCCAGAGACCAAGCAGCACAUUGAGCAUGCCAAGCAAAACCUGGACAUAUUAGUGAACGAUCUGGAUAUAUGUUGCUUCUCGUUUCCUGAUUUUGGAAAACGCUUUCCCAAAAGACACAACCUAGGACCUGGAGCCUUCCUGCAGAUAGCACUGCAGCUGGGUUACUACAGGUUGCACGGAUGCCUUUGUGCCACGUGUGAGGGAAUAUCCCUACGUGCAUAUCAUCGCGGUCGUUUGGAUGUAGUACACUGCUCCUCCCCUGAAUCCUUGGAGUUUGUGCAAUCAAUGGAGGAUCCUACACGACAGGCAGAAGAGAAGCUGUCUCUAUUGAUCCGUGCCGUAAACGGUCAUAAAGAGACCACAGAGCAAGUAUUACAGGGACAGUCAGUAGAUGGCACACUACUUGCUCUGAAGAUGCUGUGUAUUUCAUCAGGCGUUGCGCUUCCGGCCCUUCUUAUGGACACAUCUUUUGCUGUGUCGUCUCACUGGAAGCUUUUCACAGGACAGGUGACCUCUCCCAUGGACUGUGUGAUCUGUUAUGGUCCUUUGGUCCCCGAUGGAUACAGCGUCUGUUUUGCACCAUCUCAGAACAGUAUUACCGUCUGUGUGUCGGCAUUUGACUGCUGCCAAGAGACAAAUGCGGAGAAUCUGUCUGAGAGCUUGCAGGAGGCUCUAAGAGACAUGCGGGCUCUCAUCCUAGAGUGCCGACCUGGAGAAGAGUAGUGGUGACUUGACUCUUUCAUUGCAUAUCUCACUACUAUGAACAUCAGAUUCCAGAGUUUUUAUGUCCCCUUUUUGAUGCAGGGACGGUCUCUUUCAGUCAAGAUAGGUCACUGUUUGAAAUGUCUCAAACACAUUUCCUCUUAUGGAUAUCUGUUUCAUUUAAGACAAGGGUCUCAUGGCUGCAAAAUAUCUGUGGGUGUUUCUAUGUCUAAAACGUCUUUUGAAUAAUACUAAAGCUUUAAAUAAAAUAAAAUCAGGUA
This is a messenger RNA of Bombina bombina (fire-bellied toad), 2246 nucleotides long. RefSeq names its product carnitine O-acetyltransferase. Gene Ontology annotation, molecular function: carnitine O-acetyltransferase activity. Gene Ontology annotation, cellular component: peroxisome. The transcript is spliced from 14 exons. Gene Ontology annotation, biological process: carnitine metabolic process, CoA-linked. The record is from RefSeq and is a predicted model, not a curated record. Bases 115 to 1986 code for a protein of 623 amino acids. NCBI's taxonomy places the organism in Eukaryota, Metazoa, Chordata, Amphibia, Anura, Bombinatoridae.